ACUAAUUGAACUAGCUAGAUGAUUUUUAAUAUCUUAUGUGGAAAUUGAAUUUUUUGAUAACAAGUAAACGACUUAUACUUGACAGAGACUAUUUUUUAUUAGAAACUCGGUAUCUAAUUGAAGAAUCGAUUAAUCUUGAGAUCAAUUUCACCGUCCACUAGCAAAGAGAAUUUGACAUCAAGAGAAUUUGAACUUGACAUUUAGAGAGGAGCACACUCUGAGAUCCUAAACCGGCACCACCAGGUCAACCUCUUUUGGAUAAGAAAUUGAGUCCUUGUACACACUCUUUAUAUGCUUGGAUAGGAAGGCUGCAUCCAUCAUUCAUAUGUUGUUGCUACAAAAAUGGAAGGCAAAGUUGCACUUCAAAAAUUCCUACAAGUUCAGGAAAGGCUAUAUGAUGAAAAUACACAUGCUUCCAUUAAAAAUACUGUAGGAAUUGGAUGUAGUGGUCUGAGUUUGAGUCUGAAUAAUAACUUAGAAGAGAUCACUCCUCAGAAUCAAGACCACCUUAUCCCCGAACUCAAAUUGGGGUGGCUGGAAAGUAAGGUAGAGGAGGUGAAGAAGGAAAAUCAAAUUUUAAGAUGUAUGUUAAAUCAAGUAAGUCAACACUAUGCACUUCUUCAAACUCAAUUCUUAAUAGCCAUGCAGCAGCAACAACAACUGUCUACAUCACCUAAUGAAAUCAAUAAAGAAGAAGCAAAAAUAUUAAAAGAGGAGGAUGGAGCAAUAGCAUCUGAAUUAGCUUCUUGUAGAAAAAAAGCUAGAGUUUCCAUUAGGGCACGUUCAGAUUUCUCAUUGAUGAGUGAUGGGUGUAGAUGGAGAAAGUAUGGACAAAAGAUAUCAAAGGUUAAUCCCCACUGUCCACGGGCCUAUUACCGUUGCAAUAUGGGAUUGGGAACAACAACACCAUGUCCCGUCCGUAAGCAGGUUCAAAGGUGUUGUGUAGAUGAGACUGUAUUCAUCACAACCUAUGAGGGGAAUCACAAUCAUUCACUUCCACAAGCAGCAAAGUUAAUGGCAAAUACAACAUCAGCAGCAUUGAGCAUGUUUCUUUCAGGUUCAACUUCAACCACUAUGUCAAAUUCAGGACUCUUCUCUUCCUCUGCCUCCACUAGCUUGACUACUUUAUAUUCAUCUGCAUCAUCAUGUCCUACUAUAACAUUGGACUUAACUCAACCCUCUACUAACUUCUUCAAAUUCCAAACACCUAUUUCUUCAAACUACCUCAAUUACCAAACCUUGCAUGGUUACACUCAACAAUCUAAUGAGGGAUUGAGUUUGUCUUCUAAGAUUUCAACCAUGAUACCCUCAGAGAAAAACCUUAGCUUGAUUGAUGGUGUGGUUGCAGCUAUAGUCAAGGAUCCUUCUAUUAAGGCAGCAUUAGAUGCAGCUGUUUCUUCACUCCCUGGAGUUGUAUUGCAACAGUGAUGCAGCAUAUAUAGAUUAGUUAAUUUAGAGUUGGUUAUAACCUAUUGUCAAUAAAUUAAGAAAUUGGAAUAUGUUUUAAUGUAUCUUGAGUAGACACA
Messenger RNA from Trifolium pratense (red clover), 1526 nucleotides. RefSeq names its product probable WRKY transcription factor 47. Gene Ontology annotation, molecular function: sequence-specific DNA binding; DNA-binding transcription factor activity. Bases 343 to 1428 code for a protein of 361 amino acids. The transcript is spliced from 5 exons. Gene Ontology annotation, biological process: regulation of DNA-templated transcription. The record is from RefSeq and is a predicted model, not a curated record. Lineage: Eukaryota; Viridiplantae; Streptophyta; Magnoliopsida; Fabales; Fabaceae.